Gigantopelta aegis is the source of this 1326-nucleotide messenger RNA. Its product is annotated as ankyrin repeat domain-containing protein 29-like. NCBI's taxonomy places the organism in Eukaryota, Metazoa, Mollusca, Gastropoda, Neomphalida, Peltospiridae. Gene Ontology annotation, molecular function: protein binding. The record is from RefSeq and is a predicted model, not a curated record. The transcript has a single exon. Bases 1 to 1326 code for a protein of 441 amino acids.
AUGGAAGCGGGACUGUUGGUAUCAUCUGAGAAAGGAUAUACUCAAACAGCUCGCUUGUUACUAGAGUACGGAGUAGAUAUAGACACAGCUGACACGUCAGGAGAAACUGCUCUACAUCGAGCCACAAUUAACAGUAAGAAGGACACAGUGAAAUGUCUUCUAGAGUAUGAAUGUGAUGUGGAUGCAUCUACAUCCGAUGGAGAGACGGCACUAAUGCUGGGUUGUGAGAAAGGUCAUACUGAGAUAGUACGGCUGUUGAUACAACGUGGUGCAGAUAUAAACACGAUUAAUACUAAUCGAGACACUGCACUAAUGCUGAGUUGUGAAAAAGGUCAUACUGAGAUAGUACAGCUGUUGAUAGAACGUGGUGCAGAUAUAAACUGGGAUAAUAAUAAUGGAGACACUGCAUUAAUGCUGGGUUGUAAAAAAGGUCACACCGAGAUGGUACGGCUGUUAAUAGAACGUGGUGCAGAUAUAAACACGAUUAAUAAUAAUGGAGACACUGCACUAAUGUUGGGUUGUGAAAAAGGUCAUACUGAGAUGGUACGGCUGUUGAUAGAACGUGGUGCAGAUAUAAACACGAUUAUUAAUAAUGGAGACACUGCACUAAUGUUGGGUUGUGAAAAAGGUCACACUGAGAUGGUACGGAUGUUGAUAGAACGUGGUGCAGAUAUAAACACGAUUAUUAAUAAUGGAGACACUGCACUAAUGUUGGGUUGUGAAAAAGGUCACACUGAGAUGGUACGGCUGUUAAUAGAACGUGGUGCAGAUAUAAACACGAUUAAUAAUAAUGGAGACACGGCACUAAUGUUGAGUUGUAAAAAAGGUCAUACUGAGAUAGUACGGCUGUUGAUACGACGUGGUGCAGAUAUAAACACGAUUAAUACUAAUGGAGACACUGCACUAAUGUUGGGUUGUGAAAAAGGUCACACUGAGAUGGUACGGCUGUUAAUAGAACGUGGUGCAGAUAUAAACACGAUUAAUACUCAUGGAGACACGGCACUAAUGUUGAGUUGUGAAAAAGGUCACACUGAGAUGGUACGGCUGUUGAUACGACGUGGUGCAGAUAUAAACACGAUUAAUAAUAAUGGAGACACGGCACUAAUGUUAAGUUGUGAAAAAGGUCAUACUGAGAAGGUACGGCUGUUGAUAGAAUGUGGUGCAGAUAAAAACACGACUAAUAAUAAUGGAGACACUGCUUUAAACAUUGCUCACCGAGGGGAUCAUAGUGACAUUGUGAAGGUUUUAGAAGACAGCAUGGAAGAUACAAACACUGAGACUGACGAUGAGAAAACUGCUGUAUAUACUGCUGAACAAAAUGAUUAG